Molecule: messenger RNA, 2055 nt
Organism: Symphalangus syndactylus (siamang)
Lineage: Eukaryota; Metazoa; Chordata; Mammalia; Primates; Hylobatidae
Product: breakpoint cluster region protein-like
Biological process (GO): signal transduction; positive regulation of GTPase activity
Cellular component (GO): membrane
Molecular function (GO): GTPase activator activity
Source: RefSeq, a predicted model, not a curated record
AUAACAAGGACGUGUCGGUGAUGAUCAGCGAGAUGGACGUGAACGCCAUCGCAGGCACGCUGAAGCUGCACUUCCGUGAGCUGCCCGAGCCCCUCUUCACUGACGAGUUCUACCCCAACUUCGCGGAGGGCAUCAGUGCCCCUCACACGGUCCUCACUGGUGGCCAGCGCUGUGGGUGUGACGAUGUGACGAGCCUAAACUGCACAAGGACUCGUGUCCCGGGCGCUCCAUGUGACCACCUCGGGAGAGGUCUCCAGCUUGUUGUAACCCAGAGGAGUAACCCACCCCCUCCUGCAGCUCUUUCAGACCUGGUUGCAAAGAAGAGCUGCAUACUCAACCUACUGCUAUCCCUGCCGGAGGCCAACCUGCUCACCUUCCUUUUCCUUCUAGACCACCUGGAAAGGGUGGCAGAGAAGGAGGCAGUCAAUAAGAUGUCCCUGCACAACCUCGCCACUGUCUUUGGCUCCGAGCUGCUCCAGCCUUCCGAGAAGGAGAGCAAGCUCCCUGCCAAUCCAAGCCAGCCUAUCACAAUGACUGACAGCUGGUCCUUGGAGGUCGUGUCCCAGAUCCAGAUACCUAAUAAGAUGCUGGAAUGUAAUCCCUGGACAAUCCGUGUCCUGGCAGCAUUUGGUCUUCCUCUAAGCGCCUGGCUUCGCUGUUCUCAGGAGUGGGUUCUCAAGUCUCUGGAGAACAGGAUACGUGGAGGGUUAGGAAGCGGUCAGGCCUAGAGACGGGAGACUCCCUCCCAGAGCAGGUGGAGGCACAGGACCAUUUGCUACCCCAUCUGCCGGCACCUGCGGGGGAGCCCAGGCAUUCUUUGUAAACCCUCCUGACCACCUGGCUAAAGAAAACAGAAGCUUGGAGGCCGCCAAGUAUUUUCAAGAAAUAACCCCAUGAACAUUGCAUCACUGUUUUAGAAAAAGGGGCUUGGAGCAGGCAGAGAAGAGAAGGGAGAGCAAACUGAGGGCCAAGUUUCCAGACGGUCCUGCAGGAGGAGAGGAUGCAGCUGCCCAGAGGGAAGCAGGAUCACAUUUAAGGAAGUGUGUGGGGUCCCUGGAUGACACCAGCACCCAGUGCGACUCUGGCGACCGCUCCCAAGGCGGGAGGAGUGGGUGCCCCUGUGUGUCAGUGGGCAGCUCCUGCUGAGCCCGCAGCUCGCUGGGGAGCCUGACAGCGGGGCCGUGCGCCUGACACUCCUCACUGCUUGUGGACCUGGCGAGGCAGGGAGCAGAAAACAGAACCACUUGAAGGCUUUCUGUCUGCCUCUGUGUGCAGUGUGGAUUUAGUUGUGCUUUUUUCUUGCUGGGAGAGCACAGCCACCAUUUACAAGCAGUGUCACCCUCGUGGGUGGUGAGGACAGAACAGGAGCCUCUGCUCUCUGUACCUAUCUGGGCCCGGUGGGCUCCCCUGUCCUGGCUUCCAUCUCUGUCUCAGCGACCAUCCAGCCCUGUGCAGGAACACAUGUUGCUUAGAAAAGCCAAAUCCAGCCCUUGUCUCGGUCUCCUCUGGUCUCAUGAUGUGCAUCUGUUACCUUGAAACUGGAAACCAGUCUAUCGAUGUCUGUGCCAAUUUUUGUUCCCUCCCCAACCUCCUUCCCCAUACGACUUUUUAUUUACGUAGGAUGUGUGCUGUCUAAUGAUGGGAUGACCACACUUUUCCACGUUCUAAAAGUGCUCCUCUCCCGCAGGGCCCCAGGGCUGAUGGUUGCUUUGGGUCUACAGCUACGUCUUACCCGCCUCCUGCCUCAAAAGCCUGUGUGGUGGCAAAGCCGGUGCGGGGCUGGGGAACACGGCGUUCUCCAGGAGGGGGACCCGGCUCUCCUUCUGCAAUGCAGGCAAAGGCCUAGAUGCCAGUGUGACCUCCCACAAGGCAUGGCUGCCAGACUCCCCAACCAGAAGUGAUGCUUUUUUGCCUCAGGCCCUGGGUUUGCAGCAGCCUGGCUUUCUCUCGGUAAGUGGCUGGUGUCUUAGCAGCUGCAAUCUGAGCUCAGCCACCUACACACCACCGUGGGGGAAAGAACUGCCGACACUUUCAUUAAAAAGUUUCCUGAGACGA